CCGCCCCGCGGCCGCCGCACCGACAAGAUGGCGGCGGGUGGGAGCGGCGGGCGCGCGUCGUGCCCGCCGGGGGUCGGCCCGGGCGCGGGGGGCGGCCCGGGGCCCAGCGCCAACGCCGCCGCGGCCCCCGGCAACGCGGCCGCCGCCGCCGCCCCGGCCCCCGCCGCCCCCGGGCCGCCCCCCGCGCCUGUGCCGGGGCCGGGGCCGGGGCCGGGGCCGGGGCCGGGGUCGGGGCCGGGCGCGCAGGCCGCGGCGGGCGGGGAGCGGGCGGCCGAGGAGCCGGGGGCGGCGGCGCUGCUGCGCGAGCCCGUCUACAACUGGCAGGCCACCAAGCCCACGCUGAAGGAGCGCUUCGCCUUCCUCUUCAACAACGAGGUGCUCUGCGACGUGCACUUCCUGGUGGGCAAGGGGCUCGGCGCGCAGCGCAUCCCGGCGCACAGGUUCGUGCUGGCCGUGGGCAGUGCCGUGUUCGACGCCAUGUUCAACGGGGGAAUGGCCACCACGUCCACGGAGAUCGAGCUGCCCGACGUGGAGCCGGCCGCCUUCCUGGCGCUGCUCAAGUUUCUCUACUCGGAUGAGGUUCAGAUCGGACCCGAGACCGUCAUGACCACGCUGUACACCGCCAAGAAGUACGCGGUGCCCGCGCUCGAGGCCCACUGCGUGGAGUUCCUGAAGAAGAACCUCCGGGCUGACAACGCGUUCAUGCUGCUCACGCAGGCACGACUCUUCGACGAACCGCAGCUGGCCAGCCUGUGCCUGGAAAACAUCGACAAGAACACCGCCGACGCCAUCACUGCCGAGGGCUUCACGGACAUCGACCUGGACACGCUGGUGGCCGUGCUGGAGCGGGACACCCUGGGCAUUCGCGAGGUGCGCCUGUUCAGCGCCGUCGUGCGCUGGUCCGAGGCCGAGUGCCAGCGGCAGCAGCUGCCCGUGACGCCCGAGAACAAGCGCAAGGUGCUGGGCAAGGCGCUCGCCCUCAUCCGCUUCCCGCUCAUGACCAUCGAGGAGUUUGCCGCAGGGCCCGCGCAGUCGGGCAUCCUCGUGGACCGCGAGGUGGUCAGCCUCUUCCUGCACUUCACCGUCAACCCCAAGCCGCGCGUCGACUUCAUCGACCGGCCGCGCUGCUGCCUCCGCGGGAAGGAGUGCAGCAUCAACCGCUUCCAGCAGGUGGAGAGCCGCUGGGGCUACAGCGGCACCAGCGACCGCAUCAGGUUCUCGGUCAACAAGCGCAUCUUCGUGGUUGGCUUUGGGCUCUACGGCUCCAUCCACGGGCCCACGGACUACCAAGUGAACAUCCAGAUCAUCCACACGGACAGCAACACCGUCCUGGGCCAGAACGACACGGGCUUCAGCUGUGACGGCUCCGCCAGCACCUUCCGCGUCAUGUUCAAGGAGCCGGUGGAGGUGCUGCCCAACGUCAACUACACGGCCUGCGCCACGCUCAAGGGCCCAGACUCCCACUACGGCACCAAGGGCCUGCGCAAGGUGACGCACGAGUCCCCCACGACGGGGGCCAAGACGUGCUUCACGUUCUGCUACGCGGCCGGAAACAACAACGGCACGUCCGUGGAGGACGGCCAGAUCCCCGAGGUCAUCUUCUACACCUAGGCCACCCGGCCCGAAGCCACCUGAUGCAAGUAGGCCGCCCCCACCCACGCCGCGCCCCCGCGGUCCCCAUGCUGUGUGCGCUCCCCGCCGCGGUCCCGGGCGUCAGGAGAGGGUCUCUGCUCCGUGCGGCGAGCCUGGCCGCCUGCUGAGGAGCCGGCAGGGGCUGCGAGGCGGUCCCUCAGGACUCGGGGGGCAGGGCUGGCCUGGACCCGGCCCGAGCUGAGGGUCCGCGGGGCCCCUGGGGAGGCAGUGCUGCCCGCCGCCCGCCUGGCCACAGGAUUGAUCGAUUCCGCGUCACGUUCUCUCACCGCACACGGCAAUGCACCCUGGAUUCCCAUUCCCUGGUAGGCGGGCUGUGGGGGCGCCCCUAGUGCGUUUGCUUGGGGUCUCGUGUUCUGGUCCAUUCAGUGGGGACGCUGAGGCCACGCUGACCCUGGCCCCCGGCACACUGGCCGAAGCCCCCCAACCCCGAGGUCCCGCAGGCUGGCUUUGUGCCAGGCCCAGGCCCACCCGGUGGGCCCCGUGAGCCGCGGGCGUGGACCUCAGGCCCUGUCUGCCCGGCCGGGCAGUGCCGGGGGUCAGCCACGGUGGCCAGGUCCCCGCCUGCCCCCUGUACAUACUGCAGCCCUGCCCCACCCGGCCUCUGAGUGAGCACUGUGGCCAGAGGUGCUGGAGGGCGCAGCCCCUCCCCCGUCCCCCCACCCGUGUUUCCACCCCAGUGAUCCUCCUGGAAAUUCCUCCCCAAAGCCAUGGAAGGUGUGCCCUCCUCACACCAUACCCUCAAAGGAUUUUUUUAAAUAAAGGAAAGAAACAUAA
Canis lupus familiaris (dog) is the source of this 2427-nucleotide messenger RNA. It is a transcript of the gene BTBD2, whose product is annotated as BTB domain containing 2. Lineage: Eukaryota; Metazoa; Chordata; Mammalia; Carnivora; Canidae. The record is from RefSeq and is a predicted model, not a curated record. The transcript has 9 exons. Gene Ontology annotation, cellular component: P-body; cytosol. Gene Ontology annotation, biological process: neurogenesis. The coding region runs from base 28 to 1611 and encodes 527 amino acids. Gene Ontology annotation, molecular function: protein binding.